CUUCUCCAGAGUUUGUUGAUUUGGAGGUGCUUUGAACUGUAUUAUUAGCUUGUAUACCAUUACCUUUGCCAAAGCGACUAUUGUCCUGUGACAACCAGAGCUGUCUUCCAUUGUUAGCUGUUCCUGUUCCUUCUCAUUGAGCUGUAAAGGUAAGAGACGCUGCUUCUCUAUGUGUAUGCAGUGAGUCGACGUCGGCUACAUCCUCGCUUUCGAUAGAAAUGAUAUUGAGUGCUUGAGCACAUAUAACAGAAGGUUAACUGACAUACUCUUGGGAAAGACUGCUCGAUACUCUUACUAUCGUCAAGAUGUACGACCACGACGAUCCGAACAACCCUUCCCAUCAGCCGGUUCUGGAUAGCCCAUCGGCAGACAGACCGCCCCAAUUCAAUUGGAGGAAUUGUGGCUAUGACUGCGGAGAAGGGUGCGAGAAGGCCAGCGACGACGAAGGCGGUGGCGGAGUGAGCGACGAUGAGACAGCCGUUGAUGCGGACGAAGAACCGUACUUGAUAACCGCAUCGCAAGAUGAGGAGAUCAGAGCUUUCCAAGAUGCAGACGAUGCCACGACACAUUCAUCAGACCUAGACCCCACGGACAUCGUCCAAGACUGUGCCGCCAUGUCAGACAGCAUGGUCGUCGAACCGUGUGCCACAAUCGAUCAUAGUCCAGUAGCAUCUGCCGGCGGCAGCGCUCGCAGCCGAUCACCCGACCCGGGUGUUCUUUAUUGGGUUGCCCACAGCAUGCCAGUUGCCACACAAUUGCCUAUUGAGUACUUUUUUCUGCAGACGCCGUUGCGUCUCAGCCCCCAGUACGAGCACUGCCGCGGAGACCCAGCGUCGCACCUUGUCGUGCCGGAUCGCUCGCCCCUCUGGUAUCUGAUGGAACGGUCUUGGAGCGGGUAUGCGCCGGCUUAUGGAUACAUCUCGCCGCCAUAGUUUGGGGGUAGUAUGAUUUUGUUAGAAGGCUUUUGUCGUUUGUCGGUAGGUGGUAGAUGGUUGCCCAGGUGGCGUUUAGGCGCGCUCUUUUUCGGGAUGAACAUUUACAUUCUUUCGAUAUUCGGGACGGACACUCAGAAUAUCUUUCAAUAUUGUGUAGCGAGCGCAGCCUUUAAGUAUCUCUUGUGGCGUAUGGCAGACUUAUGUUUGUGGAUGUAUUCGAUAGUUGCAUAAAGUGGAAAAAAAGAGCGGUCGUGAGGACUCAGCCAGAUGCCUGGUCAAUGUGAAGAGGAAAGCGAUAUAGGCGUAGCGGAGUGAAACAAAGCAGAUACGGGCUAGGCUAGGAACACUCUCACUAAGUGGAGGUAUGGUAGAAUUAUCUAAUUUUGGCUACAAUAACCGUCGUUCAUGCUGCA
Molecule: messenger RNA, 1348 nt
Organism: Alternaria rosae
Lineage: Eukaryota; Fungi; Ascomycota; Dothideomycetes; Pleosporales; Pleosporaceae
Exons: 1
Coding region: 306-932 (208 amino acids)
Source: RefSeq, a predicted model, not a curated record